Closterium sp. Yama58-4 is the source of this 3363-nucleotide messenger RNA. The record is from the annotation of a GenBank genome assembly. Lineage: Eukaryota; Viridiplantae; Streptophyta; Zygnematophyceae; Desmidiales; Closteriaceae.
AUGGAGUGCAAUAGAGAAGACGCGGCGAAGGCUAAGGAGCUAGCCGAAGCGGCUCUUUCAAGCGGCGAUUACGCCAGGGCUCGUCGACUAGUAACGAAAGCACAAUCCCUCUUUCCCAAUCUCGACGGGCUCACGCAGGUCUGCGCCGUGGUCGAAGUUCACGAAGCUUCGCUGAACCGCGUGGGGGGUGACGUUGACUGGUACGCGCUUCUCCAAAUCCCCGCAUUCUGCGAUGACGACAGUCAGAUCAAGAAGGCUUACCGUCGCCUGGCGCUGCUGCUGCAUCCGGACAAGAACAAGACCAGCGGAGCAGAAGCGGCGUUCAAGCUGCUAUCCGAGGCGUUCACGGUGGUAUCAGACAAGCAGAAGAAGGCCGUGCACGACGCCAAGCGACGAAUGAACGCAACCACAGGCCGAGCAGGAGCAGCAGCCGGCGCUAAGGCCUCGAGGAGUCAACAAAAGGCUCCAGCAGCAGCGAAGCCCCCGCCUGCAGCGCCAGCAGCAGGAGGUGCGGGGGGACAGGGAGCGGGGAAUCAAUUCGAGACGCGGUGUCCGACGUGCGGGACGCGGUUCUUGUGCUUGAAGGACGCCAUGGCGACCGUUGUACAGUGCAUCAUCUGCAAGAGCUCGUUCAAGGCUGUUCCUGUCACCGCGUCUGCCUCUAACGCGUCCGCUGCUGGCAAUGCAGCUGGGAGCGUGGAGGAGGCGCUGAGGGCUAGAGCGGAGGAGGAGAGAGUGCAGAGGGAUAGAGUGGCGGGGGAGGUGCAGCAGGAGCAGGCGAAGGCGCAGGUGAGGCGGCAGAUGCAGAUGGACGAGUUGCUGGAGCGCAGACGACAACAGCAGGCGAAAUUCGCCGCUGCUGUUGCUGCUGGAGCUGGAGCUUCUGGUGCUGGUAAUGGUGCUGCAGGUGCUCAGGCAGCAGCAGGAGUUGGAGAGAGUGAGAGGGGUGGUGGGAAGCAAGCAGGGCGGAGGAACAGGCUGCGGAAGAGGAAGCAGGGAGGAAAGGGGGGAGGGGAUAGCAGUGAUGACGAUGAAGAGUAUGACUUUCGAAUGGACGCUGACAGUGAUGAUGUCGACGCUGCUCGUGGUGCUGGUGGUGGAGGAGGAAAUAGGGACCCCUUGCAGGGGGGUUACGAGGGGUGGCAAGCAGGCAUGGGGCAGGCACAUGGAGAGGGCGGAGGGAUGGGGGAGGAUGUGGAGAUGGUGGGGGGUGGUACGAGGCGGUCGGCGCGCAGCAGGAAGCCGGUGGUAUACCACCUGGAUGAUGAUGAUGAUGAUGACGUCAUGGAGGUGACCGCGGCUGAGGCGGGCAUGAAAGGGGUUAAUGGGACGGGCGCAGGGGGUGGCGGUCAGCCCAGGAGACCCAGGGAUGAUCAAAACGCAUUUGUGGGGGCUGAUGCGAGCAAGGGAUCUGGGCCUGAUGCUACACAUGGGAUGGCCAGAAACGUCUCAGGGAGGGUGCAAGGAGAGGGGAAUUCCAUGGAUGUGCCUAUGGAUGACAACCCAGGGGUGUCAAGCCACGCGGCAGGGAAGGAAGAGGGGAGGAGUGGUGAAAGGCGAGGGGAGGGCCGUGGCAGCAGCAGUGGUGGGAAGAAGAGUGGUGAUGGGAAGAGGAAUGGGUUUAUGCAUGAGGGGGAGGUGGUGGAGCUCUUCUCGUCUGAUGAAGAGGAAGAGAAGAGCGAGGAGGAGGGCAAUGAGGAGGAGGAGGAGGAAGUGGUGCGCUUCUCUGUUCCCGAUCCCGACUUCCACUGCUUCGAUGAUGAUCGCACGGAGGAAACAUUUCGAACAGGCGAUGUAGAAUCCACGCCUCACCGUCUUUUCUGCUCCCGUUUGUUCUCUCCUCUACCCCAACAGGUGUGGACCCUGUAUGAUGACUCUGACGGCUUUCCCCGCUUCCUCUGCACCAUCCGCCAAGUGUCUCACGCGCCCUUCUCCUGCACUAUAGUCUGGCUCGAGGCCGCCGCACUCUCCAAGAAGCGCACUGCUGCCGCUGCUACCAUCACUCCGACCGAGGCAGCAGCUGCUCUGGCCGACCCAGCAGAACGAGCAGAGCCCAGCAUCGGAUACUUCAAAUUCGGCAAACCAACAACGUUCGACUCUGUUAACAUCUUCUCUUUUCGGAUUUCCAAGCUGGCUUCCCCAAACGCACGCACGGCUACGGUUUUGCCGGAGAUAGGGCAGGUGUGGGCGCUGUAUGCAGAAAAGUCAUUUGCCAGGCGGAGGUACUAUCUGGUGGAGGUGAUACCUGCUGAAUCGUCCAUACCGCUGCCGAGUGACCCGACAGCAGCAUCGGCAGCAGCAGCAGGAGUGCAGGGGCUUACAACGCUGGGGUGGAGGGCUGUGUGGUUCCUGGAGAGAGUCCCUGGUGAAGUGUUCAGCUCACUAUUUCAGAGAAUUCCUGGCGGCACACGGUUUGUUCGCCUCAACAGUUUAUCACACCUCGUUCCAAGCUUCCACUUACAAGGCAAUGAGAGCAGCCCUAAAAGAUUACCCCCUCCUCCUCGUGGUGCUCUAGAGCUGGAUCCUGCUGCCACCCCCUCAAAUCUUGCGCCAUUUCCUCCUACAGUAGAAUUGGAAUACGACGAGGAAAACGAGAGGAACACGAUGGUCGAGAACGUCUACCACAUUAACCAUUCCAAGCAGACCUUGGGAUUUGUGCUCGCAAUGAAGGAACGGCAUCUGAAGCUCGACAAGGCCGAGAUGAGCGUGUGGGAAGCCGCGGAGCUGCUAAACGAGCUCGUGGACGACAGCGAUCCCGAUUUGGAUAUGGCGCAGAUCGAGCAUGCACUACAGGCAGCGGAGGCGAUCAGACGGGACCACCCGAGCGAGGAAGAAGACUGGUACCCACUCGUUGGGUUCCUUCAUGAUAUGGGGAAGGUUCUCCUGCAUCCGAAGUUCGGCAGCGAACCCCAGUGGGCAGUUGUUGGUGAUACGUUUCCUGUUGGCUGUCGGUUUAGCAACAAGAUCGUCCACUCAAAGUUCUUCAACAGCAAUCCAGACUCGUCGGUAGAAGACCUGAGCACAGAGUGUGGUAUUUAUGAGGAAGGCUGCGGAAUGGACAAGGUCCACAUAUCCUGGGGCCAUGACGAGUAUAUGUAUCAAGUCCUUGUCCAAAACGGCUGCAGCAUUCCACCCCAAGGCCUGUACAUGAUCCGCUACCACUCAUUCUAUGCUCUGCACAGGGAUGAGGAGUAUCAACACCUGAUGGACGACUUUGAUCGGGAGAUGCUUCCAUGGCUCAAGGACUUCAACCAGUACGACCUCUACAGCAAGAGUGCACAGCGCUUGGAUAUGGAGGAGCUCAAGCCCUAUUAUCAAAGGCUCAUUGCCAGGUACAUCCCUAAGGCAACUCUCAAGUGGUGA